AUGUCAUCAAAGGACAAAGCCGACUAUCCAUGGGAAAUAAGCAGAGAAGUAGAAAGGCUUCAGAAACAACACGCCUGGGUUCAGAGAUGUCUUAACAAUAAGAUUGUCUUUGCACCGAUACCGCUGAACAAGGAAGAACUCAAAGUUCUCGAUGUCGGAUGUGCUGAUGGAAUUCUCCUUCGAGACUUGAAGAAGCAGGUCUCUCCAUCAGCCCAGCUCGUUGGCGCAGAUCUUGUUGAAGCCUUUCUACCCGCUUCCGAAGAGGGCAUCCAAUUCGAAGUCUAUGACCUUUGUGAACCGCCUAGAGACGAACUUGUCGGAUCAUUUGACUUGACGCAUGUGAGGUACAGCAUCCUCGGAGCUGCCAAAGUGGGCUAUCGGAAAGCCAUUGAUCAUCUAGUCUCGACUGUUGCACCCAGAGGUUGGCUACAAGUUCACGAGCUUGACUUUGAUCUGACAGACCGACCUAACGUAGGUCCAGCGUGGAGAGAUGUAAACAACCUCAUCGCGGCUAUGUUCGAUGGUAUGGGUAUGGGAUCCGACUGCAUUCGGAAACUGCCGGGCGCAUUCGAGGCAGCAGGACUCGUGAAUGUGACUGUCCAUUCAGUGGAUCUACCCAUGGGGAAGCUAUUGGGUGAUGGUGAAGCUGCCGAGAUAUCGUGGCAGCCUUUCGUGAUUACCAUCCCAAGUCUCAUCGAGGGCGCGAAGGCCCUCGGUGUCAAGCUAUUCGAAUCUACGCAUGAGAAUUUGGCCGAGAGGUUUGAGAAGGAAGUCAAGGAAGAAGGUGCUAUGUUUCGCGCGUUGCAUACGUUGCCCAAGGAUGGGAUCCCGUGCUGUCAGCCAUCCAGUUACCCCAGCUCCGCAAUUAGUGUCAAUUACAAAGGCUUUGUCAUGGUUAUUAACUCAGAGCGGAGUCUCCACCAUACAAAACAAAGGUUGACAGUCACCCCGACGAUCGUGAUGCCAAGAUGUCACCAAAAGCCAAGUAACUCAAUCCAACAUGUUGAAGCUCUAUUGAGCAAGUUGACGCUGGAUGAGAAGGUGGAGCUCCUGGCGGGCCAGGGAUCAUUUCGGAUGACCGGUCUUGAGAAGCAUGGUAUUCCAGGUCUGAUUACUUCGGAUGGCCCUCAUGGAAUUCGAGGGCGACGGUCGUUCACUCACAUGCCGAGUCCAAUGCUACCGUCGGCAACCGGAAUGGGCGCCACAUUCAACACUGAGCUCAUCCAUAGGAUCGGAAGCCUUCUUGGCGAAGAAGCGAAGGUCCGCGGUGUUCAUGUCUUGCUAGCACCGACACUUUGCUUGCAGCGCUCACCCUUGAUCGGACGUGGUUUCGAGGCCUUCGGUGAAGACCCUUUUCUCAGCGGAACUUUGGGCGCACACUACAUCAAUGGCGUUCAAGAGCAGGGCGUCGCAACAAGCGUCAAGCACUAUGCAGCUCACGACCAGUCUGACAACAGUAUCGAGGACAACGCGGUUAUGACCGAGCGCACUCUCCGAGAGGUUCAUAUGCUCCCCUUCCAGCUCGCCCUCCGAGGAUCAGAACCAUGGACUAUAAUGACAUCUUAUAAUAAGAUCAACGGAAUUCAUGUGAGUGAGGAUCCUUUGCUGAUGAAGGAGAUCCUGCGUGAAGAGUGGGGAUUCAAGGGACUUGUCAUGAGUGACUGGUUCGGCACUUACAGCACAUCAGAAGCUAUCAACGCUGGCUUGGAUCUCGAAAUGCCUGGGCCAACAGACUGGAGAGGAAAGCGCCUCAGCAUAGCAGUCAACUCUCGAAAGGUAUCCAAAGCAACAGUCGAUACAGCUGUUGAGAACGUCUUGAACCUCGUCAAUAAGUGCAAGGCAGGCGAGAAAUCAGGGAAGCCCCCUCAAUCGGAUACACCAGAACAACGAGCUCUGAUUAGACAGCUGGUUGCGGAAUCAGUUGUCCUACUGAAGAACGACAAGCAGAAACUACCGAUCAACAACCCGGAGAAGUUGAAGUUCGGACUGAUUGGAGAUCACGUUAAGAACCCGGCUCUCUGUGGUGGCGGAAGUGCUGAGGUUGAGCCUUAUUAUGGCAUUACUCCGUAUGAAGCCAUCAAGGAAGUGGUAGGAGAGGAGAACAUCACAUAUACCCCAGGCUGCAACUCCUUCCGAUUCAGCCCUCUCAUCAAGGGCCAUACACCACCAGACUCUGAUUCCGAGGGCUGGUUUGUCGAGAUCUUUGGCGAGGACCCGCAAGAGAACCCCGAUGCCAAAGUCGUUGUUUCAACUACAGCCGAGAAGCAAUUGGUAGAUGUUCCAGAAAGCUACCACGCAACCAUCCCAACCAAGUAUUACGUCAGAGCGAAGGCCAAGUAUAUAAUCCACGAAUCGGGAAAGCUCAAGUUCGGUUUCAGCACUUCUGGGAAGGGCAAAUUGAUCAUCGACGGUAAGGAGGCAAUCGACCUUUGGACGAGCCAGCCUCCAAAGACCGACUCAACCCCAUGCUUCAACCGUCUCUCUAUGGAAAAGUACUAUGAGGGCGAGUUCGAGAAGGGUCAUGUUCUUGAUCUCGAAGUCCUCCAAGUCAACGAGAACCUAUCUGGUGGUGUUGGUACUGCACAAACUCUGACUGGACGAGUUGGUGUUUACGAGCUGUAUGAUGAGGAUCAGGGGAUCAAGGAUGCAGUGGAACUCGCCAAGAAGGUUGAUGUUCCCAUCGUUAUUACUGGCUUAUCAUCAGACUUUGAGUAUGAGGGCAGCGAUAGGAAGCACCUGAGACUUCCCGGUCGCGUGGAUGAAUUGAUUGCGGCUGUGUUGGAGGCCAAUCCUGAUGCUAUUAUCGUUACGCAAUCAGGACUACCCAUUGAGAUGCCUUGGGAGUCUCAAGCAGCAACACUUCUUCACGCCUGGUUCGGCGGCCAGGAAACAGGUCAUGGCAUGGCUGAUGUCCUGUUUGGCAAGGUCAAUCCCUCUGGAAGACUUUCCCUGACAUUCCCCAAAUCUAUCAAGCAUACGCCAGCGUACCUCACCUUUUCUAAGGCGGACUAUGACAUUGUAUAUGGCGAAGGUGUAUUUAUAGGUCAUCGAUACUAUGAGAUGGUUGAUCGAGAGCCUCUCUUCUACUUCGGUCAUGGUCUUUCAUACUCGAAGUUCGAGUACUUGAACCUCACCGUCCCCGGGGAGUUCACACCCGCGGCUGAUCACCAGAUGCGCGUCAAGGUUGAUAUCACCAACAAGGGCGCUUUCGCGGGUGCCGAAGUUGUUCAGCUGUACAUCCACCACGCGAACAGCUCUCUUCAGCGACCAAUCCGAGAGUUGAAGGCAUUCACCAAGGUCAAUCUGGGCGUUGAUGAGACUAAGACAGUCGAACUUACUCUUGAUAAGUAUUCAUUGUCAUUCUGGUGUCAGGAAGCAUCGAAGUGGAAGGCGGAAGCUGGGCAGUACACACUGAUACUUGCUUCAAGCUCGAAUCCCAAGGAUGAGAUUGCACGCGCGGACUUUGCUCUACCCAAGACUUUCUUCUGGAAGGGUCUUUAG
This is a messenger RNA of Fusarium redolens, 3501 nucleotides long. RefSeq lists its product as uncharacterized. The record is from RefSeq and is a predicted model, not a curated record. Bases 1 to 3501 code for a protein of 1166 amino acids. Gene Ontology annotation, molecular function: beta-glucosidase activity. Lineage: Eukaryota; Fungi; Ascomycota; Sordariomycetes; Hypocreales; Nectriaceae. Gene Ontology annotation, biological process: glucan catabolic process. The transcript has 10 exons.